Guillardia theta CCMP2712 is the source of this 861-nucleotide messenger RNA. RefSeq lists its product as hypothetical. The annotation marks the transcript as partial. The transcript is spliced from 6 exons. NCBI's taxonomy places the organism in Eukaryota, Cryptophyceae, Pyrenomonadales, Geminigeraceae. The record is from RefSeq and is a predicted model, not a curated record.
GGUCCGGCAUCCUCCUGCUUCAGCUUCCAUCCCUCUCAUCUUCCCCCGCUUCGUUCACGCUCCUCUCUCCCUCUCCUCUCUCAUUCACACUCACUCCCUUGUCUUGUUGUCCUCUUGUAACCCGCCUUCCUCGUUCCCUGCUCUCUUCUCCCUUAUUUGUCGCGUUUGGCGAGCUCCAUCUUCAUUCCCGCCUGGUUUCUCCUCUCCUGAUUACUCGCACGCUCGGUCGAGCAAGUGCUUCAGCUGGUUAACAUCUAGAACAUCUCUUCUCUCGGAUUCCUUCCAUUUGUCUUCUCAAGUCAUACCCUUCAGAUCCCCAACUCUCCCAGUCUCAAAGUAGAGUCCCUGUCGUCCCCAACACCUCAUUGCAUCGUUGGCUGGAUCCAGAGGUUCGUCUACCACGGUUAGACGAAACAACAGAUCAUCUAGCUCAAAGCGUCUGCUUCGUCAUUUUACAUGACGUCACUUCGAUCAGCCAUGCAGGCUGGAUCUUUACGUUUCUCAACAGACCUCACCAUGGGUGGGCACGGGGUUGGGCUUGAUCAUGGCUUCGGACAUGGAGGGGACGGAAAGGAUGGAGGCGAUGAUGGAUUGCACGAUUCUGUUGUUAGUCAGGUUCCCGAACCCACCCAGCUGGUUGUGGAAGGGAUUUUGAUGAAACUCCUUGCUCAAUCCCCCGACGGAACCCUGAUGUGCUGCGCCAAUGAUACGCAGCUGAAGUUUGUAGACUCAAGAUUUUUGAAACUUUACGAGACCACGACCCCUGGUCCGAUCUUGGCAGCUUGCUUCCACCCUCAAAAGUAUGAACUCUUCUUGAAGAUUGACAACAGAACUUUGAUCUUCGACCUCGCUACCAAGGAG